AAAUGGUUCAUUGGUUCAAUUCGUUGUUCGUCCUGGUCACCGUGUUGUACUCUGUGCGAUCCGCAGCCGUUCCAGUAGAAAAUGUUGUCGAAGAGGUGGCCGAGAAUCGGGCGGCAUCGACCCUAACCAGGGUUGUGACCACAACCGCAGAGGGUACCACGACCAGCGUUUUGUCAACACAACUCGUCUGCGCAAUUCUAAUGGCACCGGUGGCCACGACUAACUGCCGCAGGAAGAAACAGUUUUGGGCCAUUCCGGUAGUUUACACAUUCGGUCAAAAUGAAAUGGAACAAUUCGCUUCGCUAAAUCCCACUCGGGUUUCAGGGGUUGAGAUGUCAGUGUUACCUGAAUUUCGUAACAAGCCAGCAUUGCCGAUCAAUUCGGGUGGUUCUCAGUUGAGCUCCUCUUCGGCUAUCCAGCCGUCGAUCGAUGGCAUCGAUGAUGUUCAGCCAAUGGUCCGAGUGGCCAAUCCUUUCUUUUUCCGGCCUUUGUCUUCGUUUAUUUCUAAUGCUCUUUCGAGCAUGAGGGAUCCGCCCAUUACGGUUACGAGGCAUGUUUUCGUUGGUGGUUGCAUAACUACCCAAAGUUUGGGGAAUGCUUUUUUUUAAUUGUUUUUUUUUUUUUGCGUUACAGUACUUCGACCGCUUUCAAGACGACGAUAACCAGAACUUUGUUUACGGUUACAGCUACCUACACUUUAACUUCUAUCCCUUGUCUUCCAGUCGAUGUUAGAAUUUGUCCUGCUGCACCUCUUCCCGCACCAGUUCCUGCACCAGCGCCUGCACCAGCGCCUGCACCAGCGCCUGCACCAGCGCCUGCACCAGCGCCUGCACCAGCGCCUGCACCAGCGCCUGCA
Molecule: messenger RNA, 856 nt
Organism: Daphnia carinata
Lineage: Eukaryota; Metazoa; Arthropoda; Branchiopoda; Diplostraca; Daphniidae
Exons: 3
Coding region: 3-608 (201 amino acids)
Source: RefSeq, a predicted model, not a curated record